AGCAUGUGAAUAUCAUCAGAUCUGACAAGAUCAUGCGAUGAAAAGGGACAGAGAAAAAUUCAAAGAAAGGAAAUAGAAACUGUCCGGGGUCCUGUCAUGUAUAUUCGGGCCGAACAAUCCAAUGUGAGCUAGAACGCAGGCAUGAAGUUAAAGCAUCUUGGUACUCUUGCUCUGGUCAGUAACCGCCAAUUUCUUCAGAUGUUUACUGAUGCUAUACUAUCCUCAAACUAGCAUGGAUACUCGGUCAGGAGAAGCUUUUACUGACUGGGGGAAUCUUUUCUCUGCUCCUCUGAACCCUAGCGUCUUCGCUGCACUUGAUGCAAACGGCGUAUUAGGCCCACCGCCUCAGAGGCAGCAUUUACCCAACAUCGACGUUAUGGUUCAACCUACUGGUUCCAACCAGUGGCAAGAGUCUCCCAUGUCGUAUCCUAGACCGUCUAUGCAGCGCUCGGAUUCUUCUUCGAGCGUUCAGUCCAAGAACUCUUCUUUUGCGCUUCCUCCUUCUCUCUGGAUGUCACCAGCCGCAGCUCCCGCUGGAACGCCCAUUCCAGGGCCUUCGAAACAUGAUCUUGGACCAACUCCUGCCCAUUCGCCUAACACAGAUAAAUCGACCACGGCUUUUUCUGAUCUAUUUUCAGACGACCUCUUUACUGCGUCCCAAACUACAUCUCCCCGUUUGUCUGGUUCUCCUGAACUAACAGGUUCUCUGGAUACAUCCGCUACUUCUUCUGUUGCAGACGACGCUGCUCAAUUUGCCAAAGAAGAUCCUCUUGCGACUCAGGUAUGGAAGAUGUACGCUAGAACUAAAGCCGGCUUGCCACACAAACAGCGCAUGGAGAAUAUCACUUGGCGAAUGAUGGCUAUGGCGCUAAAAAGAGGAGACUUAGUAGAUCCCAACGACGAGAAAGCAUUGGACUUGUACCCGUCGAGUGGGCGACUAUCUGAGGAGUUUGAAGCAUCGACGUCCACUUCCUCCAUUAAAGUAGAGGAAAAGGAUCCAUCUAUCACUGGUGAACGGGGCAGAAGAAAGGAUAAAGGAAAGGACAGGGUCAGGGUAGUCGGUUUUGAUGGAACAAAUCAGGACGAAGAGCCUGCCUUGAAUGACGAAGUGAUACCAAUGGACUGGCGUGCAAUAUCUCGCUCACGCUCUCGUAUAUCCAUGGAUUGGAGACCAACCUCACGGUCUCGAUCUAGACCACCCGAAUCCACUAGCUCCGCUUCUACCUUCUCCGGUCUCAAUGGUUUGGGCUUCGAUAUGGUUCAUAUGAACUCGAAUCUGAAUUUUUCGCCCAUGUCGAGCUCGAUGCCUAAUUCAAGUAUGAUACAUGCCCUUGCGAAACCUAUGUCUGGCUUGUCGGCAACUCGUACUAGAAGUCCACCUGGUGGCAUGAAUAUUGGCAUGGGUUCCAUAUAUGAAGAUUCAAACGCUUUCGACACUUCGUCAGACACGAGAUAUUCUUUUGCAAACCACCAGUUUGCGGGAGUGCAAUCACCGUCGUUUGCACCCUCCUCAUUACCAUCUCAUGUUAUGCAUCAUCCACAUCCUCAUCAAUCUAGUCACCAUCCUCACAUCACUUCACAAUCUUCUCAUCCUACGAAUGAUUCCACGAACUCUCACAUGGGUCUCGGUUUGAAUACAUCUGGAGUGAAUUUCAGUCUUGGGGCUGCAGGAUCUUUUUCUGCAGGCGGUAUACGCAGUGAUUCACCUCCGCCCCCUUUUGGGUUUCCUCGGCAUGUGCGAAAAACGAGUUUUGAUCAUACGGUUUCUAAAGACUCAAUAUAUCCUCUUUCACCUGCACAAGGAGGAAGACAUCAAGUUAAUGGGCGACCCCUUAGUCCCAAGGGACCAAACAAUGCACUACUUGUCCCUCGAUCAGGUUUAAACAUGGCCGAAGUGGGAUUAGGAAUGAAGAGGCGCGCAGAUGCGCCACAUGCCGAAUCGCUUCUUCGAGGUGACUUGACAGAAAUGCCUUUCAAUAUGGGUAGUGCUGCAGGCUUCACUCUUUCACAGUCCUUGCCCGCUCAUUCGCAUAUACAUACCGCUCAACAUUCUUCCCGUUACGGCCCUCAUCUUCCUUCUCAACAUUCUCAACAUCACACUGGUCGACAUCACCAGAUGGGUUCUGGUGACGGUGCUGAACAUUCAAGUGCGGGGGGAGUUUCUGGUCCCGGGAGUCCAUUCCCUUCCUCAACCUCAUUCAACUUCUCAUUCCCUACCUACGACGAUAAUUCUACCUUCGAAGCCGCGUCGUCUACGAACAACUUUGAAGGCUUCUCAGAUGCAGCUGGUGUUGGUUCGCAAUUCAAAUCUGCGCGAUCUUCGAUUUCUGGCCCAACGCACUCGCCUUAUAUGACCAAUUCGUCCAAUGAUCUUACAGGGCACCAUUCCCAUCCCAAUCACGGUCGUGGUGGGCACUCACAUCAUAACUCCACUGGUAGUGGAGGAGCAGGGUCAAAUCUCUCAGCAGCAGCAGCUUCUGCCUCCGUGGUUAUGGCAGAAGGUUAUGCGAGGCUGAGCGCUGUCAAUGGCAUUGAUGAUUUGACCGGUGGAGGUAUGGGACUCGGAGGGAUUGGAAUCGAUGGUUCCGGAGGCUCUGCGGUAGAUUAUACACUUAUGGGAAGCCUUGGACCGUUGUAUUCCGGGCUGGAAGACUCAUCCACCGGCGCAGGAAAUUCUAGUGGACCAUUUACGCAUGUAGAUCCGACACAGAUACUUGCAGGCUCUGGAGGUGUUUAUGCCCAUGCGAGUCCGUCGAGUGAUGGCUGGGGACCAACAUCCACUGCGUUGCCCAAUGCCUCAGGUGGUCCAGGUAGCAGUUCAUCCCCUGAGGCCUCAAACGCAAGUACGCCCCCUAGUGGGGAAGGUGGAUCUGGCCUUUUGACGGGUUCAUCUUCGAAGGCUGGGAGGAAGUACUUAUCACUCAAAGACGAGAAGACUAGGAUGACUGGUCUCGGAGAUUCGUUGCGGAGCGGGAGCAGCACACCCGAUUUGGAAACGAACUCGGCUUCGAAAGAUGGCAAAGGCACUAAGUCAAAUGGAGAAGAUGGAGACAACCCGACGCUAUGUACAAAUUGUCGGACAACGAACACGCCCCUUUGGAGACGGGAUCCCGAAGGGCAGCCGCUGUGUAAUGCAUGCGGUUUGUUCUAUAAACUGCACGGUGUAGUGCGUCCGCUCUCUCUUAAAACAGAUGUCAUCAAGAAGAGGAACCGUGCCUCCGGUACGCCUACUACAAGUUCCCGAAAGUCGAACGCCGGAUUACCGAAGCUGGCUUCGUCUGGUGCAAGACCUAGGUCGCAAUCCAAUUCAGCUACUGGAAGUAUGAUUGGAAGAGUGGGCAUGGGACAAGGCGCUGCUAGUAUAGCAGCUGCAGGGAGUGGAGGUGCAACCCCCGGCGGUGGAAAUACGAUGGUCAAGAGACAAAGAAGAGCGAGUGGGGCUCAAGGAGGUGCAAAACGAGGUGAUUCGACUUGAGUGCCUGGGUAGGCGAUGUGGUUUGAUCUGUUUUUAUCUUAUUCGUUUGCUUUGGGUAAGAUUAUAUCUCUGCAAUAUGCGUUUUCUCUUCCAUCCCUUCCUCUCGUUCCAUUUUAAUUGACGUACACAGAAACAUUGUUGUAGAUGUACUCGUAUCAUCCCUUUUCUCGUGAAGUUACCGCUCUCAACCUAUGUCACGUUCUUUCUUGUCUUGCUUCAUCUGUUUUGCAAUCGUGUUCAUUGUUUUAAUAGGACUGCGUACUGUAUCUCUUCGAUAGAUUUUCCAAACUAGAUCAACUAUCUUGCGCUGCUGUAUGUCGGCCAAGCUUGAAAAACGAACCAUCCAAUAAUGUGGGUG
Molecule: messenger RNA, 3833 nt
Organism: Lentinula edodes (shiitake mushroom)
Lineage: Eukaryota; Fungi; Basidiomycota; Agaricomycetes; Agaricales; Omphalotaceae
Exons: 5
Coding region: 209-3475 (1088 amino acids)
Biological process (GO): negative regulation of transcription by RNA polymerase II; positive regulation of transcription by RNA polymerase II
Molecular function (GO): DNA-binding transcription factor activity, RNA polymerase II-specific; RNA polymerase II cis-regulatory region sequence-specific DNA binding; zinc ion binding
Source: RefSeq, a predicted model, not a curated record